UCCCAGAUCUUUCGUGUCCAAGUGCGCCAAGUGGAAGACUACCCCGUGGACAUCUACUACCUGAUGGACUUGUCCAACUCCAUGAAGGACGACCUGAGGAACAUCCAGAACCUGGGCACCAAGCUGGCCAGCGAGAUGCGCAAGCUCACCAGCAACCUACGCAUCGGCUUUGGGGCCUUUGUGGACAAGCCCAUUUCCCCCUACAUGUAUAUCUCUCCCCCGCAAGCCAUCACGAACCCUUGCUAUGAGAUUGGGGAAACCUGCCUGCCCAUGUUUGGCUACAAACACGUCCUGUCGCUCACGGAUGAGGUGACCCGCUUCAACGAGGAGGUGCGGAAGCAGAGUGUCUCACGGAAUCGCGAUGCACCUGAGGGCGGCUUCGAUGCCAUCAUCCAGGCCACCGUGUGCGACGAGAAAAUCGGCUGGAGGAAUGACGCUUCCCACCUACUUGUGUUCACCACGGAUGCCAAGACCCACAUCGCACUGGACGGCAGGCUGGCUGGCAUCGUGCAGCCCAAUGAUGCCCAGUGCCACAUUGACAAGGAUAAUUUCUACUCUGCCUCCACUACGCUGGACUAUCCCUCUCUGGGCCUGAUGACUGAGAAACUCUCACAGAAAAACAUUAACUUGAUCUUUGCUGUGACGGAUACGGUUGUUGGUCUCUACCAGAACUACAGUGAGUUGAUCCCAGGCACAACCGUGGGCACCUUGUCCAGAGACUCCAGUAAUGUCCUACAGCUCAUAGUGGACUCCUACGGGAAAAUCCGCUCCAAGGUGGAGCUGGAGGUGCGCGACCUCCCCGAAGAGCUGUCCCUGGCCUUCAACGCCACGUGCCUCAACGACGAGGUCAUCCCUGGGCUCAAGUCUUGCAUGGGGCUCAAAAUCGGGGACACGGUCAGCUUCAGCAUCGAGGCCAAGGUGCGGGGGUGCCCGCGGGAGCGGCAGAAAUCCUUCACCAUCAAACCCGUGGGCUUCAAGGACAGCCUGACGGUGGUGGUGAACUUCGACUGCGACUGCUCCUGCGAGAGCCGGGCCGAGGCCAACAGCUCGUCCUGCAGCCAGGGCAACGGCACGCUGGAGUGCGGCGUGUGCCGCUGCAACCCCGGGCGCCUGGGCUCGCACUGCGAGUGCUCGGAGGAGGAGUACAACCCCUCGCAGCAGGACAACUGCAGCCCCCGGCCAGGCCAGCCCGACUUCGGGAAGGUGACGGGCAAGUACUGCGAGUGCGACGACUUCUCCUGCGUCCGCUUCAAGGGCCAGAUGUGCUCGGGCCAUGGGCAGUGCAGCUGCGGGGAUUGUCUGUGCGACUCGGACUGGACCGGCGACUACUGCAACUGCACCACCCGCACCGACACGUGCAUGUCCAGCAACGGGCUGGUGUGCAGCGGCCACGGCUCCUGCGUGUGUGGCAAGUGCGACUGCACCCAGCCCGGCUCCUACGGUGACACGUGCGAGAAGUGUCCCACGUGCCCGGAUGCCUGCACCAUCAAAAAGGACUGUGUGGAGUGCAAGAAGUUUGAGCGAGGACCGCUGGUGGAGCAGCAGUCCUGCAGCCGCAUGUGCCGUGAUGAGAUCGAGACGGUGCAGGAAUUGGGUGACAGGGGCAAGGACGCCGUGAACUGCACCUACAAGGAUGAGGACGACUGCGUGGUGCGGUUCCAGUACUACGAGGACUCCAGCGGCAAGUCCAUCCUCUACGUUAUCGAGGAGCCAGACUGCCCGAAGGGGCCGGACAUCCUAGUGGUCCUGCUCUCAGUGACGGGCGCCAUCCUGCUCAUCGGCCUCGCCGCCCUGCUCAUCUGGAAGCUCCUCAUCACCAUCCAUGACCGACGGGAGUUUGCUCGCUUCGAGGAGGAGAAGGCUAGGGCCAAGUGGGACACGGGCCACAACCCUUUAUAUAAAGAGGCUACGUCUACCUUCACCAACAUCACAUACCGCGGGAACAUGUAA
Phaethon lepturus (White-tailed tropicbird) is the source of this 1950-nucleotide messenger RNA. RefSeq names its product integrin, beta 3 (platelet glycoprotein IIIa, antigen CD61) (gene ITGB3). The transcript has 13 exons. Bases 64 to 1950 code for a protein of 628 amino acids. The record is from RefSeq and is a predicted model, not a curated record. Gene Ontology annotation, cellular component: integrin complex; focal adhesion; cell surface. Gene Ontology annotation, molecular function: integrin binding; fibrinogen binding; fibronectin binding. Gene Ontology annotation, biological process: cell-matrix adhesion; cell adhesion mediated by integrin; integrin-mediated signaling pathway. NCBI's taxonomy places the organism in Eukaryota, Metazoa, Chordata, Aves, Phaethontiformes, Phaethontidae.